This is a messenger RNA of Macrosiphum euphorbiae (potato aphid), 621 nucleotides long. Lineage: Eukaryota; Metazoa; Arthropoda; Insecta; Hemiptera; Aphididae. The record is from the annotation of a GenBank genome assembly.
AUGGCAAUGUCUGAAGAACAGCUAAUUGUACUUGUACAACAGUACAAGCAUCUGUACGACAUUUCAGAUUCAAAUUAUCAUAACAAUCUUAUUAAAGAUAAUAGUUGGGAGGAAAUUGGCAAAAUGUUGUCAACCACAGGUGAAGCAUGUAAAAAUAAAUGGAAAUCACUCAGAGAAAGCUAUCGAAAAGCAAUGAACGCCAGGAAAACCAAAAGUGGACAGUCAGGAAAAAAAAUAAGACCCUGGCGCCUUGAAAGUCAGAUGGAGUUUGUGAAAUCAUACCUAUUUUCACAAAGUGAAGAAGCAAUGAGUAAUUUCUCUGCACUAAGUCCAUCAUCUCCAACAACUGACUCUAACGAUUUAAGUUCUAUAACUAAUGAAUUACUCGAAACAGAAGAAAAUGAAGAAGAACUGAAGAAUCAUCAAUCAGACAAACUUGAAGAUAGUGUAAAUAACCAAAACAACAAACAGUUGUUUUCAAUUGGCAAAAAAAGUGAAAUUGGAACAGACAAACCUGGAACAGCAGCAAAAUUGCUACAUCAGUAUAUGCAAAUGAAAAUGUCAGCAUCUUCUAAUCCACGACCUCUGGAGACCAACUCACCAAAUACUUCAAAAGUAUAG